Molecule: messenger RNA, 1095 nt
Organism: Hyaloperonospora brassicae
Lineage: Eukaryota; Oomycota; Peronosporomycetes; Peronosporales; Peronosporaceae
Source: the annotation of a GenBank genome assembly
AUGGACGACAAAGAGGCGGCCAAGACGAAACUCCUGAUCGCGACGCUGCAAAAGUACGGCUACGACUUGGAAGACCCGACGCGCACGAGCUCUGCCACGAGCGACGACUCGGGCACCAAUAGCCUCAACGAGUGGAGUCCCGACGACGACGCAGACGCUGCCGCGCGGCGCGUGAGCGUCACGACGUCGGCCGGCGUGUUGGCCCUGCGCGACCGCAAGAACCAGCAGAGCGCGCUGCACAUUGCCGCCAAGAAGGGCCACGUUGACGUGCUGCGGGCGCUGGCGAAGCUCCCGCGCCUGGCAGAGCACGUGAACGCCGGCGACCGGCACUCGAACACGGCGCUGCACUUUGCCGCCAGCAGCACGCGGGCGAACGCGCCGGCGCUCGUGGAGCUGCUGCUGAACUUGGGGGCGAACCCCGCGGCAGUGAACGUGCGCGGGCAGACGCCGCUGGCGGUCCACAUCAUGACGGCCAAACCCGAGACGCCUGUGACCAUCACGAGGCUCAUAAUCCACAAGUUUCGGCAGCUCAAGACCGCGCCGGCCAACGGGUCGACGACGUCGUCGCCGUCGUCGCCGACCGAUCGGCGGGCGCUCGCGCCCUGUGCUGCGCUGAACGAGCUCGUGAACGGCACCACGUACCUGCACAUGGCCGUGGACCGCCAGUUGGGCGACAUUGGCGGCGCGUUGGUGCAGGGCGGCGCGUCGAUCAACGUGCCGGACCAGAACGGCGUCAUGGUGAGCGACACGAUCCCCAAGAAGCUGCUCGUGAAGCUCAUUACGUUCAUGGCCGAGGGCUCGCAAGUGGCGCCGUCGGACAUUGUGCGGGGCAGCUGCAAGCUCUGUCGCAACCCCAAGAGUUUGUUGGACCCGCUGCGGGACUGCGUCUUGUGCGGCCGCGCCGUGUGCAAGAACUGCUCGGAGAAGGCGUCCGAGAUCCGCAAAUCCACGUCGGACGGCAGCCACACGGCGCUCAAGGACAAGGACGAAGGCCGGUUCUGUGCCGUGUGCUGCACCGUCAAGAUCCUGAAAAGUAAAAAGCACAAUGAGCGCGAAAACUUUAACAAGAAGCUCAUGGGCUGCAGCAUGAAAUAG